Molecule: messenger RNA, 2369 nt
Organism: Mercurialis annua (annual mercury)
Lineage: Eukaryota; Viridiplantae; Streptophyta; Magnoliopsida; Malpighiales; Euphorbiaceae
Exons: 6
Coding region: 119-2152 (677 amino acids)
Molecular function (GO): chromatin binding
Source: RefSeq, a predicted model, not a curated record
UCUAUAACGCUCUCAAAAUCCCUCCAAUUCACACAAAAAAAUAAAAAAACAAAAAAUAUAUAUUCUUCAAACAUUGAAGCUAUUGAAAUUAGGGUUUUUUUUUCAAUUGAAUUUUCAUAUGGAUACAAAAUUAGGGCUAGGGUUGGGGAAUUAUGUGAGCUGGGAAGAGGUGAACGGUUCAAGCGAUAAAGGAAGAAGGGUGGUUCGUUAUUAUUUGAAGAGAAAAGACGGGGGAUUGGAUCUGGUUAUUGUGGGAAAAGAGAGAAGCUUGCGGCAUAUGUCUUAUCACUUUGUUUUCAAUAGAAAUUUACGUUCUUCUUCUUCGUUCAAGCUGAAAUCGAGACGAGAGGUUCUUGAUUGGCUUAUUGCCGUUGUUUCAGAUGUAAAGCCCCUUCAAUCCCCACACCCAUCAGGUUCUGUGGAUAAUAGUGAUGCUUCUGAGCCAGAUAUAGAUAAUUUCAAGGGCACUCAGAUAAGAAAGCUGGGCCAGUAUACCAAAGAGUUUUUAUGGAUAGGUUCACCUUGGACAUGCAGAAAAAAGAGGAGGCACUACCAGUCUUUUUGUCGGAAUGGUUUCAAAAUUUCUGUUUAUGACUUUGUAUACGUCUUAGCUGAGGAGGAUAAACGGCUUGUUGCAUACUUGGAAGACAUGUUUGAGGACUCGAAAGGGAACAAGAUGGUUACUGUACGGUGGUAUCACAAAAUUGAUGAGGUUGGUAUUGCUUUGCCUCACAGUUUUAAUGACAGAGAGAUUUUCUCUUCUCUUUGUCUUCAAGAUCUCAAUGUUGAAUGCAUAGAUGGAAUGGCGAUCGUCCUUAGUCCCCAUCAUUUUGAGAAGUUCCUGAAGGAGGCGAAGCACACUAUGUUUGAUCCAUUCGUUUGCUCCAAGCAAUUUGACAAUGACGAUGCCAGGCCUUUUGAUAUAACACAAGUCAAAGGUUACCGGAAACAAGAAAUAUUUAGGUACAUGUAUACUGAUUCUUCUAUAUCGCAUGAUGCCCUGAAAGUGGAUAUUAAUGCCAUUGAUGAUUUUGGCAUUGGGCCUAGGAAGAGGCAUCGUCAAUCAAAUGACGAUGAUGUAUUCCAUGGUGGUAAGCAACAAAUGAACACAGUUAAUGUGGAUAUGCAUGAUGUAAGUAAUAAUUGGGUUGACUGCAACAUUCAAAUGGAGAUAUGCAAUCCAACCGGAGGAGAAUCAACAGGCCCUCUGUCUAGAAUUGAGACUAAGCAGAAUCUUCUUCAAUAUCUGAAGGUUGGUUCUGAAGUUGAAGUGCUUUCUCAAGAUAGUGGCAUUAGAGGUUGCUGGUUUAGAGCUUCGAUAAUUAAGAUGCAUAAACAUAAGGUGAAGGUGAGAUAUCAAGAUAUUAAGGAUGCUGAUAAUGAAGCAGACAAUUUAGAGGAAUGGAUUUUAUCUACUAGAGCUGCAGUUGCUGACCACUUCAGAUUUCGAUUUUGUGGAAGGCCAAUCAUUCGUCCUCCUCGCAAAUUUAAUAAGAGUCGAGUGUCAUGGAGUUUUGAUACUGGGACUGCUGUUGAUGUUUGGAGGCAUGAUGUUUGGCAAGAAGGCAUUGUUGUUCGUAAAGAAUCUGAUGACAGCUUUCGUGUCUUUUUCCCAGAGGAAAAGCAAGAAUCAAUUGUAAGCCGUGGUGAUCUGAGACACUCGCAAGAAUGGCUGGGAAAUGAAUGGAUGCACGUCAAAGACCGGCCUGAUAUUGUGACCACUCUAUCGUCUUUUACGGAAAAGCUUGUAACUGUGUCUGAUGAAAUCAAAUUAGUUCAAACUGUUGUUUGUGAGACGAAGCAAUCAGAGAAAUCAAAAACUGAAUGUAGUGAUCAUCCGUUGGAUUCUGGAAGCGAUGGGGCUGUGGAAUUGAAGACGGUGCGGGAUCUCUCUAAGGAUGAUUCUCUAGCGCAGUUAAGGUGGAAGUCUUCAAAGAAGAGAAGACGCAGCGGUGUGAUUUCUAACCCAAGGCUGCAUCACAAUUCUGUUGACAGCAAGAGCUCCACAAAAGUAAUUAAACUCCACCCCUCUAAAAGAUUUGUGAUUCCAAUUUCUCUUAAAGUUGAUCAUGAGAAUUGCAAGUACGCGGGGGAUUCUCGGUUUAGUUCUGCCGUGGCUCAGCCCCUAACAAGCUUGGUUAUGUCUAGGUGAUAAUGUUAGGAUCCUGUUUUUUUUUUUUCAGAGGUACAUAGUUCAAUGCGCAUGAGCUCGAUGCGUUUAGUUUUAGAGUUCACGAUAGCCUACUAACAUCCAUCCAGAUUCUGUUACUGCAGAGAGUUUGAUGUAAGAAUAGCCUGGUGCCCCAAAAUCUCAGGCAGCAAUUUUGAUUGACUUCACAGUUAUAGAUUUGGAUAUUUAUGUCUUCUAA